AUGGCCGGGCCCCCCACCCAUGCUGCCCCUGUGCUGCUCCUGGCCCUCCUGCUGCUCCUGGAGCUGAACCCCACAGGCUCCCUGGCACCUGGAACUCCCGCCCGGAACCUCCCUGAGAAUCACAUCGACCUCCCACGUCCAGCACUCUGGACACCUCAGGCCGGCCACCACCGCCGGCGGGGCCUGGGCAAGAAGGUGCGGGGCCCAGGCAUGCCCGGCCGGGCCCAGGAUGGUGCUGUGGUCACCACUACCAGGCAGGCCUCCAGGCUGCCUGGGGUAGGGGGCCUGCUGCCUGGGCAGAGUCCUGCAGGCCUGCUUCGGGACAAGGACCUGUUCCUGGGGCUGGCCCCGCCCUACCCAGAAAAGGAGAACCGGUCCCCAGGGUUGGAGAGGGCGAAGAAACACGACAGGGAGCACAAAAGACGCAGGGACAGGUUGAAGCUACACCGAGGUAGAGCCUUGGUCCGAGGUCCUAGCUCCCUGAUGAAGAAGGCAGAAUUCUCUGAAGACCAGGCACAGGAUGCCACGAUGGAGGAGUCUUCCACCAGCCUGGCCCCCACCCUGCUGUUCCUAACCACCUUGGAGGCAGCACCUGCCACGGAAGAGUCCUUGAUCCUGCCUGUCACAUCUCUGCAGCCCCAGCAAGUACAGCCCAGGCCUGACGGGGAGGUGAUGCCCACACUGGAUAUGGCCUUGUUCGACUGGACUGAUUAUGAAGACCUAAAACCCGAGGUCUGGCCCUCUGCAAAGAAGAAAGAGAAACACUGGAGUAAACUCUCCAGUGGUGGCAAUGAAACGUCACCAGCUGAAGGGGAGCCGUGCGACCAUCACCAAGAUUGCCUGCCAGGCAGCUGCUGUGACCUGCGGGAGCAUCUCUGCACUCCCCACAAUCGAGGCCUCAACAACAAAUGCUUCGAUGACUGCAUGUGUGUGGAAGGGCUACGCUGCUACGCCAAAUUCCACCGGAACCGCAGGGUCACGCGCAGGAAGGGGCGCUGCGUGGAGCCCGAGACGGCCAACGGAGACCAGGGAUCCUUCAUCAACGUCUAGCGGCCCGUGGGAAGCGCCUUCCCAGCGGCCUGGAGACUGAGCCCAGGAGGUUUGGAAGAACUGGGCAAUUUGUUUAUAACUAGAAAUGGGAGAUCGAAUGGGGGACCAGGUGACUGAGGCUGCAGGCUCAGGUCAGGACACUGGACCCCGGAAGAGGAGCGCUCGUGGAGAGGACUCUGGGCGAAAAAGCGGCCCCUGCCCAGAAUCCCAACAGCAGUACACUUGCACCCACCACCCGGCACCCCUGGGACGCACCAGAGCCUGCGCAUCCCUUGUGUUUGGGUGCUCCGCGAUGGCAGUGUCGAGAGUGCCCUCUACUGUCUGACCGCAGCACUGCAACACCAUCAAGAGGAGAUUUCAGAGAAUGGAGAAGAAAUUUCAACUUUCUAAGAGAAAGGUCUAGCCUAGGGUCCCUUGGCAGGGAACUCAAGGGCGAAGGAUGAAUACUGGAACACCUCCUAUGUACCAGGCACAAUGCUAACCUAAGUGCGUGGCAUACAUCAUCGCAUUCAGUUACCACGAUGACCUUUUGAAGUAGGUAUUAUCACCAUUUUACAGGUGAGGAACUUUGAGGCACAGUGAGUUAUAUGACUUGUUCAGGGCACCAGAUCAGUGCUCCUCAAACCUUAACAUGCCUAGCAACCACCUGAGGAUCUGGUUGAAGUGCAGAUUCCGAUUCAGUCAAUUCUGCAUUUCUGAAAAGCUCCCAGGGGUUGCUCAUACUGCUGGUCCAGGGUGGUAGCCAGGUCCUAGAUACUAAAUGGUGGAACUGGGCUCCGAACCCGGGCCCAGGCUGUCUCGUGCUCCAAAGCCCACCCUCUUGCCCCUCCACACUAAGGACUUAUUCUAGGUUUUCAGGGAGAGAGACGUGUUCCCUGGUAGUCUUUUUGAUG
Molecule: messenger RNA, 1943 nt
Organism: Loxodonta africana (African savanna elephant)
Lineage: Eukaryota; Metazoa; Chordata; Mammalia; Proboscidea; Elephantidae
Gene: DRAXIN
Product: dorsal inhibitory axon guidance protein
Exons: 7
Coding region: 1-1050 (349 amino acids)
Biological process (GO): Wnt signaling pathway; commissural neuron differentiation in spinal cord; axon guidance
Cellular component (GO): extracellular region
Source: RefSeq, a predicted model, not a curated record